GCAUUGCAUAAGCAGAAAUUCUGAAAUCACAUGCAAUUAUGAACCGCUGGAUAUUCCGGACGGCACAAAUUCGGUCAAUCUUAGAAUUAUAUAAGAAAAUACAUUAAGCAAAGGAUUAUUUUCGACAUAUAAUUGGGGUCAAAUAACAAACCUUGAAAUCUCUGUCGGUGAGGACUGGCAUGCAGAAAAUGAAAGUGCGCCAACAUUUGAGUCGUGUUGUUUCUGCGGACUAAAAAGUUUGGAAGUGUUACGUAUUGGAAUAUCACAGAAGUUUAAAUUAGCAAAUGACUCAUUUGUUGGACUAGAAAAUCUCAAACGUUUAGAUUUAACCGGUUGCCGACGGGUAAAUUUUGAAGACAUUCUGGAUGCAAUUGACAAUUAUAAUGUUAUACCAAACUUGCAGAGCCUAAUUUUUACUUUUCUAAAUAGUUAUCGUACCGGUUUGUCUUUUGAUGAUCGAUUUUUCAAAAUGAUUUCUGACAAAAAAGUCAAAGUGCUUGACAUCAGUUCAACCCAAAUUCGGUAUAUAAACAUGACUUCAUUUCUAAAUCACUGUCAUAACUUGGAAUUUAUCAACAUAUCAAGAGUGAGAGUGGACAGUUUUAAGACAGACAUAAACACAAUGCAGUCAUGUGAAAACCUUAAAACUGUUGAUGCCAGUUAUACGAUACUUCCUUCAAACAUUGUGCCUUUUCACGGAAAUUCAGAAACAAUUUAUAAGAACGCAAACAUACCAAUAAAUAUAAAUUGGCUAAAUUCAGUUAACUUUCCGAAAAAUAUCCGUUAUUUAAAUAUGUCAGGUGUAAUUCCAAAAUGGAUAUCGUAUUCUUUUGACAACUUUACAGCGGAGGUGUUUGGAGCCAGUAAACUUAAAUUAGAGGUCAUCAACAUAGGAAGCAAUAAUUUCGGUAGAAUGGACUUAACACUAUUAAUGCCGAGAUGUCCCUUUAGCAAAGUAGAUUUGUCCGGAUGUGACAUACGUUAUCUAAAUCCGGAUGCCAUUUCAAGUUUUAAAUUAUUAUCAGACAUUGAUCUCUCAAGAAACAAACUGAACAGUAUGAUGGCAGAAGAUUUCAACUUGUUCGAAAAUCUGUUCACAAAACUUUUUAAUCUACGCACAAUACGUUUGGCUUCAAAUGGAUUAACACGUCUUCCAAAAUACAUUUUUGCAUACAAUUUAAGACUUGAGUUCAUAGACAUAUCAGACAAUCAGAUAACUGAAUUUUCUUGUGAAGUGAAUCAUUUAACGCAUCUCCGGACAGUAGAUGUCAGAAGAAAUAGAAUACAAGUCAUAGAUGCAGCCACCUUUGAUACAUUUGACAAUGUUCAGAUACUACUACUAGGUAACCCUAUUCAGUGCUCUAAAUGUGAUUCAUUGGACUCUAUUAAUUGGCUUAAAAACACGGCAUCAAGCACAACCAAUAAUCCAGAUUUACCAUUACAAUGUGAAAACAAGGACUCCGAGAAAGUAUAUAUUACUGAUAAGACCAUUAAUGAAAUACAGGAGAUAUGUAAUAGACCCAAAGUGAUCAUCGUAAUAUGUUGUACAGCAUUUCUUGCUUUAGUUUUAGUUGUAGCUAUUCUGUUCAAAAUACGGAGAUGCCAACGGCAGCGAAAAUAUCAACGUGAAAUGGAAGAUCGCAUUGCUCUCAUUAGAGAGGGGGCCGACGAAAGCAAAUUUGUUGUUUUUCUUUCAUACAGCAGUAACGACGACGACUUUGUCAACAAGUAUGUAUAUAAUCAAUUAAAUGAGAAUCUUCAGCAAAAGGUAGGGAAGGACAGUAAUCUAGUCUGUGAAGGAGACAAACAUUUCCAAAUUGGCAGACCAAUUCCAGAGCAAAUGUCAAGGUUUCUUCGUAAGUCGUCUGUAGUGGUGAUUCUUUUAACGGAUCAUUUUAUCCAAAGUGUACAUUGUCGGAAUGAAUUCGAUCACGCUAUCUUGUUGGAAAAGCCUAGCGUUCUUAUGGUUAAGGAUGAAAUAGAUAUAGAAAUGAUGAAUGGUCAAAUGCUGGAUUUAUACGAACACAGGACACGAAUUUUAUUUAUGAGGGAAAACGAUGAGUAUAUACCGAAAACGUCUUGGGAGAAUAUUUGUACAUCUAUCAUGAUAGAACUUGUUGAAAAUUGA
Ruditapes philippinarum (Manila clam) is the source of this 2128-nucleotide messenger RNA. RefSeq names its product toll-like receptor 2 type-2. Gene Ontology annotation, molecular function: transmembrane signaling receptor activity. Lineage: Eukaryota; Metazoa; Mollusca; Bivalvia; Venerida; Veneridae. The record is from RefSeq and is a predicted model, not a curated record. The transcript has a single exon. Bases 470 to 2128 code for a protein of 552 amino acids. Gene Ontology annotation, biological process: toll-like receptor signaling pathway; immune response. Gene Ontology annotation, cellular component: membrane.